AUAACGAAAAAGUACAGUAAACUUGCCUGUACAGCCCUAACCAGGCGCUCCUGACGCAGCAGCUGCGCCUCUGACGCACCGAGCUCUGAUUGGUUGGAGGGACCGACAGCAAACCGAUGCACUUAAACAAAUUAUUCUCGACUGGAGGACGAGCAGAAAAGUGGGGAGGGAUGAACCCACACCGCCAUCCGCGCUCGCCCAUCUCUUUCAAUUAAAGCCUCCGCGUGUGUUUCCGCUCUGGCGGCCACACCCACGCUGCUCUUCUGCCCGACUCCCCCAGGAUAUUUUUAGCGCUGAUGAGGCGCCCCGUCGAUCCACGUAACGGAAACAUCAGAUCGAGAGACCAGAGCUUCCGAGAUGAGACCGGAGGUUCGUUUGGUGUUCGGCGCGUUGGUGGUGAUCACCGGAUCCCCGCAGGCAGCAGAUCUGCAGCCUCCCGCCCCCACCUUGGCCUUACCCCUCAGCCAUGAGACUUCAGAACCUACAACCGCUCCCCCAGUGGAAGGUUCCGUCCAUCCAGAGAGUCCCACAAACGAAGAAAUGACCGCUAAUUUCUCCAUCUCAAACCACACAGUAGCUUCACCAACUUACUCUGAUACAACUGCUCACCCUGACGCCCAAUCCCUCUCAGCUGCUGCAGACAGCCUUUCAUCCACGCUGACCUCUCUGAGCUCCACCUCUAAACAGGCCCCGACUGCUGAGGGCAGAACCCUCUUGAGCAUCUUUUCAUCUCAGUCAGUCGCCAUGGCGCACAGUUCCACCCCCCCCACCCCCACACAGCCAUCAACAGUAUCUGCAGCCUCCAAACAAACCCUAACCACAGCGAUAGGUCAGGCCUCAGCAGGGCCGACGCACCAGGAUGUUCCAUCUGAGCUGAAUGUCGGAGAUGAAGACCUGAGGGGUUUCCACCUCCACAAAAACUCUCCACUUGAUCCCCUGCUGGCUGGCCUGCUCUCGGUCUUCAUUGUCACCACUGCCGUUGUCUUCAUUGCCCUCUUCCUCAAGUUCCGUCAGCGCAUGAAUCACCCGGAGUUCCACCGUUUGCAGGACCUUCCCAUGGAUGAUCUGAUGGAGGACACGCCACUCUCCAGAUACUCCUACUGAUGGAAACAUGUGGUUCUCAUUGGUGCUCACUCCAUGCAUUUGAAACAACAGCUGAACAGGCCCUUUAGAUGUGAGGAAAAGCUUUCUAUGAAAGGCAGCAGCAUCAAGAGUCAAAAGUUUGCAUCUGUGGAUGAAAAGAGUCAGUAUCGACCCAGCUACAAAGGAGUUUCGUAAUGUAAAUCCUUUAAACUGAGAUUCCAGCUCACGUUAACAUUCGUCCACAUUCCCUUUGUUGCUCUGGAGACUGUCAGGAACCUGUUGCUGUUGUUACAAACCAACAGAAAAAAAGGCACAGCUGCUGCUGCGUUGACUGUCUCCUCGUGAGCACUUUAAUGCACCACAAAUGGUCAUACUGCCCCCUAGGGGACAGGUAGGGUAGUGUUCACUUCUGGUUAAUAAGAUCAGAUAUUUACAGUAAACAGAGCGACAUGCAGCCACAGACUGGAUAUGUUAGAUUUUUUAAGGCCUUCAGGGGGGGUUUGAUGACCAAAUAUGAAUAAGUGCACUUUCGAACUGCUGCCUUAAAGGAAGUUGUAAAGACAACUUCAGAAUAAGAGAAAAAAAUGAGACAGAAAGGCUAACAGAAAAUACUACUUCAGAACAUUUAUCCAGGUUAUGUGACAAAAUCUAGUGCUACAGCUCUGAAUGCUAUAACCUAUAAAUGUAUUAAACCUGUAUAGUCCUAGUUUGACAGUAGUGUAAAACUUGAAAUUAUAAUUUUUGCGAGGAACGUUGCUCAGAUGUCUCAUGAAAAUGUUGGUUUUGGAGCUUUUGACCUGGUGUCACUGGAAGCGCCGACAGUGGUGUGGGAUGGAACGCCACUGAAAUGUGAGAAUAAAUAUAACAAUGAACUUGGUUGGGUGUGUUUUAAAUGCCGGGCGUAAAAAAAGUGUGGGCGAGGUUCCAACUGUUGAAUCACUUUUGUCGAGUGUGAUUGAAGGGUUACGAGUCCCUGGGACUGAUGGCUUAGAGAGUUAAUGAUCUGGCCCAGAUAUGCAACGUGGACUUUGAGCAAACCCUCAAUAAUAAUAAAAGACGAAGAGAAAAAAAAAAAAAAAAAAAAAA
Molecule: messenger RNA, 2169 nt
Organism: Oryzias latipes (Japanese medaka)
Lineage: Eukaryota; Metazoa; Chordata; Actinopteri; Beloniformes; Adrianichthyidae
Source: RefSeq, a predicted model, not a curated record